Messenger RNA from Nicotiana attenuata, 1780 nucleotides. RefSeq lists its product as uncharacterized. The transcript is spliced from 2 exons. The record is from RefSeq and is a predicted model, not a curated record. Lineage: Eukaryota; Viridiplantae; Streptophyta; Magnoliopsida; Solanales; Solanaceae. The coding region runs from base 95 to 1558 and encodes 487 amino acids.
CAAGACCAUUAUAAAAAACAUGCAUGCCAAGAUCAUAUCACUAUACCAUUGAGAAUAACUUCCUACAUUAAUCUUCCUAGUUCAAUCUGCAGAAAUGGCUCAAACCAGUUUCUGCCUUCUCGCCGCCGUCCUCCUCCUCCUCCUUCUGGUGGUUUUGGCCGAGGGCGGACCUCCUAAACCUAUGAAAGUGAAAUGCCAAGACAGGAAAUUCCCCAGUUGUUAUCACAAAGAUCUUUUCUGCCCAAUUACUUGCCCACGUACAUGUAUAGCUGACUGUGACUCAUGUCAACCUGUUUGUGUUGCACCACCACUUCCACCACCAAAACCUCGUUCACCUAAGAAAGUGAAAUGCCAAGACAAGAAAUUCCCUAGUUGUUAUCACAAAAGCUUUGCCUGCCCUACCAAUUGCGCACGUACAUGUGUAGCUGAUUGUGUCUCAUGUCAACCUGUUUGUCUUGUUCCAACACCACUUCCACCACUAUCCCCUCCAUUCACUCCCUCUCCUCCUCUUACCCCUAAUUACUCACCACCACCUCCACCACUAGCUCCGCCUCCUCCUCCUCCUACCCCUAACUCACCUCCACCACUAGCUCCACCAUUGGCUCCUCCUCCUCCUCCUCCUACCCCUAACUCACCACCACCGUCAGAUCAAGCUGCAGGUGGAAAGAGAGUUUAUUGCAAGAAUAAGUUGUACCCUCAGUGCUACCGUCAGGAGUAUCAAUGUCCUAGUGCUUGUCCGGAUACUUGUGAAGUUGACUGUGUCACUUGCAGCCCUGUUUGUAACUGCAACAGGGCAGGUGCUGUUUGCCAAGAUCCAAGAUUCGUAGGCGCUGAUGGACUUACAUUCUACUUCCAUGGCAAAAAAGAUGAUGAUUUUUGCUUAGUUACCGAUUCCAAUCUUCACAUUAAUGCUCGUUUCAUUGGUAGGAGAAACGAAAACAUGAAGAGAGACUUCACUUGGGUACAAUCUCUUGGAAUUCUCUUCAACAACCAUCAAAUAUUUAUUGGUGUCAAGAAAACAUCAACCUGGAACGAUGCAGUUGAUCGCCUAGACUUAGCCUUCGAUGGACAACAAAUAUUUCUUCCUGAUCGUGAAGGAGCCAAGUGGGAACCAAUGUCAGCUCAAGGAGUUUCCAUUUCAAGAACUCGCGAUACUAAUUCUGUGGUGAUUGAAGUGGAAGGGAAUUUCCAGAUAAAAGCUAGAGUGGUACCAAUUACUGAAACAGAUUCAAGAAUUCAUAAUUAUGGUAUCACAGAGGAAAACUGCUUUGCUCAUUUAGAUUUGAGCUUCAAGUUUUACUCAUUGAGUGGCAAGGUAAAUGGAGUUUUGGGACAGACUUAUGCAAGCAAUUAUGUAAGCAGGGUGAAAAUGGGAAGUGAAAUGCCUGUUUUGGGUGGGGAGAAAGAAUUUUCAUCCUCGGAUCUUUUCUCCACUGAUUGUGCUGUUUCAAGAUUCAGUGGCACUCAAAUUGAUGGCAGUAGUGAAGAAGAAUUUGACUAUGCUGACUUGAAGUGUGCAAGUGGUAUGGAUGGAAAAGGAGUUGUGUGCAAGAGAUGAAUAAUAUUGUCGUUAGCUUCAUUAUCCUUAUCAUUGUUGUUGUGCAACCACAAUAACUAAAGAUACCAAAUACUAUUACAUUAUUUUAAGGAAUAAGAUUAUGAUCUGUUGUAAUAAAGCUGCACUGAAUUAUAUAUACUCCCUCUGUUGUCGUCGUGUUUCCCUUUUACACACCCCUUAAGAAAUAUUAAUUAGGAAAGGAUUUGGACUAUUCUACUUUUA